Molecule: messenger RNA, 801 nt
Organism: Epinephelus fuscoguttatus (brown-marbled grouper)
Lineage: Eukaryota; Metazoa; Chordata; Actinopteri; Perciformes; Serranidae
Product: putative C-type lectin domain family 20 member A
Exons: 5
Source: RefSeq, a predicted model, not a curated record
UCUUCAUCAGCACACAAGGAGAGACACCAGAGUGAAGCGGCUGAGAGGACGACAGAAGAUCACACUGAAAUAUCAGUUUCAUCUAACAGAGCAAAGAUGCAGUGGAGUCUGUUUCUGCUCCUUCUGAUGGGUCAGUGUUCCUUCUUCAUGUGUCACCUCCAUGAGUACCACUUUGUUAAAGAGAAGAAGAACUGGACUGAAGCCCAGCAGUACUGCAGAGAGCAUCACACUGACCUGGCCACAGUGUCUAACAUGACAGACAUGGAGAGACUCCGUGACUCUGCACAGAAUCAAGAUGGAGCCUGGAUUGGGCUUUACAACUUGUCUCAGAGCACCGCAGGAGAAGACAACAGGAUGUGGCACUGGUCUCUGCCAGGAGUGGAGUUCAAUGACACUAAUACAAAAUGGGCUCCAGAUGAACCAAAUGAUAUUAACUCUCCUGAAAACUGUGUGUGUAUACGUAAUAACUCAUGGCUGGACUUCCAUUGUACAGAGCAUAAGCAUGCCUUCAUCUGCUACGAUGAAAGGAGGCAAUCCAACAAGACAUUCCAUCUGAUUGAAGACAAGAUGAGCUGGCCACAGGCUCAGAGCUACUGCAGAAAACAUCACACUGACCUGGUCAGUGGAGACCAACAGUUAGAGGACGACGAAUUCAAGAGAGACAUUAAUUCAGACGAGUGCGUGUGGAUCGGCCUGUUCAGAGACUCCUGGAGGUGGUCAGAUGGGAGCAAUUCCUCUUUCAGAUACUGGGAUCUGGAGUCAGAUAAUGAUAAAGAUCUCAAGCAAUGUGCUACGACUAAG